AUGGAGCCUCCUUGGAAGGUAAAGGGCCGCCAAAUGAUUGAGAUGGUGAAGAUGAAGAAGGCGACGAAUCUCCAAGUUACCUUUGCCAAACGGCCGGCUAGCAUUUUCAAGAAGGCGAGUGAAAUUAGCACGCUUUGUGGCGCUAAAUUUGCAGUGAUUAUUUUUUCACCUGCCAAAAAAGUGUUCUUUUUUGUCAGUCCUUCUAUGGAAAAGUUGAUCAAUCGAUUCAGUGGCCUAAUAGAACAACCUCCUUCAGCUAACAGAUGUAUGAUGGAUGCUCAUCGAAAUGCUUAUCUCCAAGGGCUCAACUCACAGCUAAAUAAGCUUAAUGCCCAACUGGAUGCUAAAAAGAAGCAAAGUGUGGAGCUUAAGAAGGUGAUGAAGGAGAAUGCAAGUAAAGCCUGGUGGAUGGGUUCCAUAGAUGACAUGAACCUUUCACAGCUUCAGCAAUUUCAAGCUCCUCUUGAGGAAUUAUACGAGAAUGUUAUAAAAGUUGCCAAAGAAAAAGAUGUUGAAGAGGACAAUAUUAAUCCUAAUUCUGAUGAUCAGCUUUUUCUUGGAACCUCUUCCAAUAGAACUAGACUUCCAUUUGAAUCUAUCCCCUUAAAUGCUAUCGUUGGUCCCAGAAACAUGGUUAAUCCGAACAUGAAUAGGGUUAAUUCCAACAUGAUGCUUCGUGACAUGCUCAACAACAAUAAUCCAAACAUUCCCUUGUCCAAUUCCAUGAUUCCCAAUAAUCCAAACAUGGUCUCUAAUGUCAUGCCUAUCAACAGUAACCCUACAAACAUGAUGCUAUCGGCGGCAAAUAUAAUGAUCAACAAUGAUCAAAACAUGGUUCCAGUCGAUCAUAUGAUGAUGAACAAUGACCAGAACAUGAUGGUGGGGGGAUCGGAUGCGAUUAACGAUUAA
This is a messenger RNA of Carica papaya (papaya), 909 nucleotides long. The record is from RefSeq and is a predicted model, not a curated record. Lineage: Eukaryota; Viridiplantae; Streptophyta; Magnoliopsida; Brassicales; Caricaceae.